AUGGUUGGGUGCACAAUAAGUUAUUGUGCACCAGAAAAAAAGAAAGAGCCUAAUACAAAGAGCAAUUUUGCACUUGCACCAAGCUUACGAAAAAUGGCUCAUGAAACAGAAGAUCUAACCACUUUUCUUAUCAAAUCGGGCCGUGGAGUGAAAGGUUUAUCGGAGAUGGAAUUGAAGGAUUUGCCAAAGGAGUACCUACAACCUCAAUCAGAGAGGCCGUCCAACAUGAAGAUCAUGGAAGAGGCAUCGAUCCCCAUAAUUGAUGUGUCUAAUUGGGAUGACCAAGCAGUUUUAAAAUCACUAUGUGAUGCUGCUCAGAAGUGGGGAUUCUUUCAGAUCAUCAACCAUGGGGUGCCACUUGAAGUGCUUGAGAAUGUGAAACGAGCAACCCUCGCGCUCUUUGCUAUGGCACCAGAGGACAAGAGGAAUUAUUUCAAGGAGAAUUCACCUAGCAAUCAUGUGAGGUUAAGUACUAGCUUUAUACCCGAGGUUGAGAAUGCCUUAGAAUGGAAGGAUUACCUUAGUCUCUUUUAUGUCUCUGAUGACGAGGCUUUUGCUUUAUGGCCUACUAUUUGCAGGGACCAACUUCUGGACUACAUGAACAAGUGCCAAGUUGUGAUUAAGUCCCUCCUGCAAGUCCUGUUGAAAGGACUCAACAUUCAAGAGAUCAAUGAGGAAAACUGGUCUCUUCUUUCGGGUUCCAAAAGGAUUAAUCUCAACUUCUACCCAAAGUGUCCGAAACCUGAACUGACAGUAGGAGUAGGGAGGCACUCAGACGUGUCCACCUUUACCAUCCUCCUGCAGGAUGAUAUUGGUGGACUCUAUGUUCGAGCACCUGAUGGAGAAAGUUGGGUCCAUGUGCCACCUAUCCCCGGGGCGUUGGUGAUUAACAUAGGUGAUGCGCUGCAAAUCAUGAGCAAUGGCAAGUACAAGAGCAUAGAACACCGUGUAAUAGCAAAUGGAAGUAAAGACAGGAUUUCAAUUCCCCUGUUUGUGAACCCAAAGCCUAGCAAGAUGAUCGGACCUCUAAAGGAAGUUUUGGUCGAGAGUGAUGAGGAACCCAAGUACAAGGAGGUGUUGUAUUCUGAUUAUACCUUGUACUUCUACAGGAAGGCUCAUGAUGGUAAGGGAACCCUUGAAUUUGUUAAGAUAUGAUCUUUCUAGAGAUGAGAAAGGUAAUGAUUCGAAACUG
Molecule: messenger RNA, 1192 nt
Organism: Chenopodium quinoa (quinoa)
Lineage: Eukaryota; Viridiplantae; Streptophyta; Magnoliopsida; Caryophyllales; Amaranthaceae
Product: feruloyl CoA ortho-hydroxylase 2-like
Exons: 3
Coding region: 1-1155 (384 amino acids)
Source: RefSeq, a predicted model, not a curated record